Chaetura pelagica (chimney swift) is the source of this 1247-nucleotide messenger RNA. RefSeq names its product NDRG family member 4 (gene NDRG4). NCBI's taxonomy places the organism in Eukaryota, Metazoa, Chordata, Aves, Apodiformes, Apodidae. The transcript has 15 exons. The record is from RefSeq and is a predicted model, not a curated record. Gene Ontology annotation, cellular component: cytoplasm. Gene Ontology annotation, biological process: brain development; positive regulation of ERK1 and ERK2 cascade; signal transduction. Bases 28 to 1146 code for a protein of 372 amino acids.
CCCUGGUCAGGGCUGCUGCUGCAGGAGAUGACCAUGGCUGGGCUGCAUGAGCUGCGCUUCACUGAGGAGAAGCCACUUCUGCGGGGCCAGGAGGCCGAGCUGGAGAACUCCGAUAUCUUCCUCUUCACUGUGGACUCAGACUGGAAGGAACAUGACAUUGAGACCCCCUACGGGCUGCUGCAUGUGGUUAUCCGGGGCUCACCCAAGGGGAAUCGCCCGGCCAUCCUGACAUACCACGAUGUGGGCCUCAACCACAAGCUGUGCUUCAACACCUUCUUCAACUAUGACGACAUGCAGGAGAUCACAAAGCACUUUGUGGUGUGCCACGUGGAUGCGCCGGGCCAGCAGGCAGGAGCCUCGCAGUUCCCUCAGGGGUACCAGUACCCAUCCAUGGACCAGCUGGCUGCCAUGUUACCCAGUGUGGUGCAGCACUUUGGGUUCAAGUAUGUGAUCGGGAUCGGUGUUGGGGCAGGAGCCUACGUGCUGGCCAAGUUUGCGCUCAUCUUCCCUGACCUGGUCGAAGGUCUGGUCCUUAUGAACAUCGACCCCAAUGGCAAAGGCUGGAUUGACUGGGCAGCUGCCAAGCUUUCUGGCCUCACCAGUACACUGCCAGACACUGUCCUGUCCCACCUGUUCAGCCAGGAAGAACUGAUGAACAACACAGAGCUGGUGCAGAGUUACCGGCAGCAGAUCGGGAGUGUGGUGAACCAGUUCAAUCUCCAGCUCUUCCUCAACAUGUACAACAGCCGCAGGGACUUGGACAUCAACCGGCCUGGGACUGUGCCCAAUGCCAAGACUCUGUGCUGCCCUGUGAUGCUGGUGGUUGGAGACAAUGCGCCUGCUGAAGAGGGGGUGGUGGAGUGUAACUCCAAGUUGGAUCCCACCAACACCACGUUCCUGAAGAUGGCUGACUCUGGUGGGCUUCCCCAAGUCACACAGCCUGGCAAGCUGACUGAAGCCUUCAAGUACUUCUUGCAAGGAAUGGGCUACAUGCCCUCUGCCAGCAUGACCCGCCUGGCACGCUCCCGCACAGCCUCCCUGACAAGUGCCAGCUCCGUGGAUGGCACCCGCCCCCGUGCCUGCACCCACUCGGAGAGCAGCGAGGCCAUGGGGCAGAUCAACCACACCAUGGAAGUAUCUUGCUGAGGUCCACACCUGUCUCCAGCGUCUCCUCCAGAGCCACCUCCCAUCAGUCAGCAUCCCGCCAGCACCCACAUGCCCUGUGGAUGUCCACCACGGCCCUUGCU